This is a messenger RNA of Cokeromyces recurvatus, 723 nucleotides long. RefSeq lists its product as uncharacterized. Bases 1 to 723 code for a protein of 240 amino acids. The record is from RefSeq and is a predicted model, not a curated record. The transcript has 2 exons. NCBI's taxonomy places the organism in Eukaryota, Fungi, Mucoromycota, Mucoromycetes, Mucorales, Mucoraceae.
AUGAACAAUAACGAAGAACAGCCAAAAAAACCAAAUAAAAAGUUUGCUGUAGGUGACCUUCCACCAUCACCUACUACAAGUACGGGUACAAUACCAAAGAGACCUACAAGACAUCACGUUAAAAGACGUUCUAGUGGUCGAGUUCAUGUUUCUAAAUUAGCUCCAAUGGCAAGAGCUCAUAGCAGUACUAAUAUUGAUCCUGAGAAUAAUGAAGAAAAGAAGCCUACAACUAUGAAACGCUCUCAAUCCAAUAAAUCUUUAAAUCGACUUGGAUUAUCAGAACGCAAUAAAAAUAAUUUAACAGGCUUAACUCCUGCUAAUAAAGAAGAAGAGGUAGAAAAAGUUGUCAUCUCUCCUCCAACCACACCUCCCUUGUUGAUAUCCGAUAAAAAGCCUCCUACAUUCCCUGUUUCAAAUACAACACCCGCUGCACCUAUAGAACAAACACUUACUGUCACAGCAGAUGAUAUAUUAGUGACACCUGAUAACAAAAAGAGACAGUUAUUAAAAUCACAAUUUAUAGACCACCAACCAACAACAACAACUAUUACUCAACAGCCCUCAGAAAUAACAAGUACUCAGCAAAACUUAUUAUUACAACAGCAUCAAGAAAAUGAUAUGGCUCAUUCAAAAAAUAAAUUUCAAUUAACAAAGGAAAUAGAAAGAAUGGGUCGAGAAUAUCACUUUGUACCGUACUUUAUCUUCUACUUCCAUGACCACUAG